Molecule: messenger RNA, 486 nt
Organism: Humulus lupulus (European hop)
Lineage: Eukaryota; Viridiplantae; Streptophyta; Magnoliopsida; Rosales; Cannabaceae
Exons: 1
Coding region: 1-486 (161 amino acids)
Source: RefSeq, a predicted model, not a curated record
AUGGCGUAUGGCUUCCAACCCAAUUCUUUAUGGUGUAUGGCUUCCAACCCCACUCUCUAUCUUUUAUCAAAAGACAUGCUGAUCAGUGAAACUUUCAUGAAAUGGAAGUCAAAUAUCAACAUAGUGUUGAUCGGCAACAACUCAAAAUUUGUGGUGACUGAAAAUGAACCAGAUUUUUCCAGAAAGAACGCCACGAAGGCCGUGAGGAAAAAAUGUGAACGUUGGACUGCCGCCAACAACAAGGCCAAGGCGUACAUGCUUGGCAACAUGUCAAAAAUGCUAAGGACCAAGAUGGAGGAUGUCGAAACUGCUUACGACAUCAUGGAACAACUCCAAGAAAUGUUUGGGCACAAGCCUGAUCACCCUCGUUUUGAGGCUACCAAGAAGUAUGUGAAUCAUAGGAUGGCACCUGGCCAACAUGUUCAUGAUCAUUCGAAUAAGAUGAAGAACUACUUCAAGAAUCUAAGUUACAUGGAGCGACACUAG